Molecule: messenger RNA, 6291 nt
Organism: Struthio camelus australis
Lineage: Eukaryota; Metazoa; Chordata; Aves; Struthioniformes; Struthionidae
Gene: SEMA5B
Product: semaphorin 5B
Biological process (GO): axon guidance; neural crest cell migration; semaphorin-plexin signaling pathway
Molecular function (GO): semaphorin receptor binding; chemorepellent activity
Source: RefSeq, a predicted model, not a curated record
CUGCUUUUGUUUAAUUUUUCAGCGCAUGAGAACUCCAUGGAUUGGAUGGACUCAGAGGAAGGAAGUAGGGGAGAUAGGGGAGGAUCCACAUUUUUUUAUGUUGUUUCUUUUUCAUCUUUGUCUUGUAUGUUAUUUUCCACUUCACAUCAGUUUUGAAACCAUGAUUUUUGUGCACACUUUGGAUUUCUCUGCAAUGAUAAACCUGAAUUUUAAUAAAGAGGAUGGAACUUUGCCCCAAGUACUGGUUACAGCUUUCUAAGGAACGCACAAGUCUGUUGAACUGUGGUAAAAUCGCCCAGGGAAGGUGGCAGAAAUCCAGCGACUUGGCACCUUUUACGACUAGUCCAGACAAAACACUAGUAAAUGUACAAUAAGGAACACUGCUUUGGCAGAGAAUGGGCUGCGGGACACGAUGAGGCUUUCCUGUAUGCAGCUUUUUGUGGUGCCAUGACCCCGAUGAAUGUGAAACUUGGAGUUACUCUUCUGCUGAUUCUAGACCCCAUCGGGUCUCAGAGGAGCGUUGGAGGCCUGCAUGAGAAGCCCUACCAUGUGCACCAUCACCUGGUAUCCUCCCUGGGCCUACCUUGGAAGCUAGAUCUGCAGCCGCCCUUCAGUCAUGGUUGUUUCAAGAUUAAAGGCCAUUUCCCUGUCAUUGCCAAGCCUUUUUCUUCUUGCUUUUCAUCUCUCAGCAUCACAGAAUGUACCUGAAUACUCUGAAGCUGAACAUCAGCAAUGUGUCAGGAAAGAACACCCCACAAUUGCUUUUGAAGAUCUGAAGCCCUGGGUGUCGAAUUUCACCUAUCCAGGUGUGCAUGACUUUUCUCAGCUUGCACUGGAUGCCAACAGGAACCAGCUCAUUGUGGGAGCAAGGAACUACCUCUUCAGACUUAGUCUGCACAACGUUUCUCUUAUUCAGGCAACCGCAUGGGGUUCAGAUGAAGACACCAGGAGGUCUUGUCAGAGUAAAGGAAAAACUGAGGAAGAGUGCCAGAACUAUGUCCGAGUGCUGAUUGUUUAUGGGAAGAAGGUGUUUACCUGUGGUACCAAUGCCUUUUCACCGAUGUGUUCCAGUCGACAGGUAGGAAAUCUUAGCAAAAUCAUUGACAGAAUUAAUGGAGUGGCUCGGUGCCCCUACGACCCCCGUCAUAACUCGACAGCUGUGAUUACAUCACGAGGAGAGCUGUAUGCUGCAACUGUAAUUGAUUUCUCUGGACGGGAUCCUGCUAUUUACCGCAGCCUUGGAAAUGUUCCCCCACUUAGGACAGCACAAUACAACUCCAAAUGGCUCAAUGAGCCUAAUUUUAUUGCUGCCUACGACAUCGGUUUGUUCACCUACUUCUUUUUCCGUGAGAACGCAGUAGAACAUGAUUGUGGGAAAACAGUGUAUUCUCGAGUGGCAAGGGUUUGCAAAAAUGACAUCGGGGGCAGAUUUUUGCUGGAGGACACAUGGACAACUUUUAUGAAGGCGAGGCUGAACUGCUCCCGGGCUGGAGAAAUCCCCUUCUAUUAUAAUGAAUUGCAAAGCACCUUCUACCUUCCUGAGCAAGACCUGAUCUAUGGUGUCUUCACCACUAAUGUAAACAGCAUAGCUGCCUCAGCAGUGUGUGCCUUCAAUCUGAGUGCCAUUACUCAGGCAUUUAAUGGCCCUUUCCGUUACCAAGAGAACCCAAGAUCAGCCUGGCUGCCAACGCUAAACCCCAUCCCUAAUUUCCAGUGCGGGACGCUGAACGAUGAUGGCCCCAAUGAGAACCUGACGGAGAGGAUCCUGCAGGAUGCGCAGCGCUUGUUCCUGAUGAAUGACGUGGUGCAGCCAGUCACUGUAGACCCGUAUGUGACUCAGGACAGCAUUCGAUUUUCCAAACUGGUGGUUGAUAUUGUUCAGGGGAAGGAUACUCUCUACCACGUGAUGUAUAUUGGGACAGAGUAUGGGACCAUCUUGAAGGCACUUUCUACCACUAAUAGGAGCCUGAGGAGUUGUUAUUUAGAGGAAAUGCAGAUUCUCCCUGAUGGACAACAGGAACCAAUCAAGAGUCUCCAAAUCCUGCACAGCGACAGGUCGCUCUUUGUGGGUUUAAAUAAUGGAGUGCUAAAAAUUCCUCUGGAGAGAUGCUCCAUGUACAGAACAGAAGGGGAAUGUCUAGGAGCCAGAGACCCCUACUGUGGCUGGGAUAGCAAGCAGAAGCGAUGCACCACCAUUGAGGACAGCUCCAACAUGAGCCUGUGGACUCAAAAUAUUACUGAGUGCCCAGUGAAAAACUUGACAACAAAUGGAAGAUUGGGGCCUUGGUCCCCAUGGCAACUGUGUGAGCAUUCAGAUGGGGACAGCACAGGCUCCUGUAUGUGUAGGUCACGUUCAUGUGACAGCCCUCGUCCUCGCUGCGGAGGUCGCGCCUGUGAAGGGGCCAGGAUUGAGGUCGCAAAUUGUUCAAGAAAUGGCGCUUGGACACCCUGGUCUUCCUGGGCUCCGUGUAGCACUUCCUGUGGGAUAGGCUUUCAGGUCCGCCAGCGAUCUUGCAGCAACCCCGCUCCCCGGUAUGGGGGCAGGGUCUGCGUUGGACAGAGCAGGGAAGAGAGAUUCUGUAAUGAGAAUAGUCCAUGCCCGUUGCCAAUUUUUUGGUCUUCGUGGGGUCCUUGGAAUAAAUGUAGUGUGAAUUGUGGCGGAGGCAUACAUUCAAGGCAGAGGUCCUGUGAAAAUGGAAAUACAUGUCCAGGCUGUGCUGUGGAAUAUAAGACCUGCAAUCCUGAGAGUUGCCCAGAGGUGCGCAGGAACACACCUUGGACCCCUUGGAUGCCUGUCAACAUCACCCAGAAUGGUGCCCGCCAGGAGCAGCGCUUCCGCUACACGUGUCGUGCCCAGCUGUCCGAUCCUCACGAGCUGCAGUUUGGGAGGAAGAAGACCGAGAGUCGAUUCUGCCCCAAUGACGGCUCGGCAGUGUGUGAUACUGACUCUCUUGUUGAUGACCUCCUCAAGACUGGUAAGACCUCUGCACGGAUUAUCAAUGGGGGCUGGUCCUUUUGGGGGGCCUGGUCCUCCUGUUCCAGGGACUGUGAGUUGGGCUUUAGGAUCAGGAAGAGAACUUGCACAAACCCUGAACCUAAAAAUGGUGGCUUGCCCUGCGUGGGGUCAGCGAUGGAGUACCAAGACUGCAACCCACAUCCUUGCCCAGUGAAAGGCUCAUGGUCUUGCUGGACUCCUUGGUCUCAGUGCUCAGCAACCUGUGGAGGAGGACACUACCAGCGCACGCGGACCUGCACCAAUCCAGCCCCAUCUAGUGGAGAGGAUAUCUGCAUUGGUCUGCACACUGAGGAGGCCCUCUGCAACACACACUCGUGUGAAGGUGGCUGGUCAGAGUGGUCAGAGUGGAGCUUGUGUAAUGAAGAGGGGAUCCAGUAUCGCAGUCGUUACUGCGAGGUACACAGUCCAGACUCUUCUCAGUGCAUCGGAAACAGCACACAGUAUCAAGAUUGCCUGUAUAAUGAAAUUCCAGUGAUCCUGCCAGCCUCCAGCAUUGAUGAGAGCACAAACUGUGGAGGUUUUAGUCUCAUCCAUCUGAUUGCCACCGGGAUCUCCUGUUUCUUUGGCUCUAGCCUCUUAACGUUUGUGAUUUACGUGUACUGUCAGCGCUGCCAGAGGCAGUCCCAGGAGUCAACUGUUAUCCACCCAACCACUCCCAACCACCUCCAUUACAAAGGCAAUACCACCCCCAAGAACGAGAAGUACACCCCCAUGGAGUUCAAGACACUUAACAAGAACAACUUGAUACCAGAUGACAGGACCAACUUCUACCCGUUGCAGCAAACCAACGUGUACACGACAACCUAUUAUCCCAGUACACUGAAUAAAUAUGACUACAGGCCUGAGGCCUCCCCUGGAAGGACCUUUACCAACAGCUGAUGAUGGACAGACCCUACAGGACUGGCUCACUUCCUAUAUGAAAUUUUUUUUUAAUUGAUUUUAUGGACCAAAUAUUGGCCCUAUCUCUAGAUGUAAAUAUUGUACAGUAGGGUCUUUUUUUUUUCCUUUGGUUAAUUGUAUUACUUGUAAACAGCACAUCUCCUUACAAGGACAAAAAAGCAUAUGGACCAUUCUGCAGAGCUGUUGUGGAUAUCUGGCUGGAGAUGGUUCUUACUACUGCAACUGUUUAUGGCUGCAAGAUCAGCAUUUCUGUCCAAAGUCGACACUGUCAAGGAGCUGACUGUGUGCUGUGCUAAGUGUUCACCGUGCAGCAGAACACAGCUACGUACAGGCGCGCUCUAAGAAACACAAGAGGAGGCUUCUUGGACCAAGGAGUGUCUGUCUGGUGAGGAGCAUCCUUCCUGGGACAGGGUAGCAAUAGUGCACUGGAUGACACAUAGCUCACAAAACAGCCUGAGCAGGACUCCAUCAUGCCAACAACUUGAAGAAUGUUUUCUUUUUCUUUUCCUUUUUUUGUUUUUGCUUUUGUUUUUUUACGUUUCUGCAAAAAAAAAAAAAAAAGGGUGACUUUUUAGGGCAGUGUUCCCUGUAUCUUCAACAGAAUCUUUUCUUACUACAGGAAAUACUCUCCACAGCCUUCUUUGGUAAUAUGCAAUUCAGCUGAUGAAAAAUAACAUACAAACAAAGUGCAUUACCCAAAGAAGCUUUCCAGAAUGUUUCCAGUUUUAAUUAAAAGAAAAUUAUACAGGCAGUGAGAAGUUGAGCUAAGUAAAUGUUGGAAUAACAUCGGAGACAUGAACUUGGAGUGCCUAACAAACAAAGGUGUUUAUUUCACUGGAAAAAUAUAUGUGAUGAUUGCCGCACAAGAGCCAUGGGCUUUUUCUUUCUUUCUUUCUUUUUUUCUGAGACGCUCUUUUCUUCUAGCUUUGAUCCCGAUUGUGUCUGCCAGGAAAGCCAACUUUAGAGGCUGUGCUCUUCUUGUGGAAAGGCACCGUGCUUUGGGCUUAUUUUUACUCUUGUUUUACUGUUGGUUUUUAGUUCAUUUAUUUUCAAAGAGUGAAUAAUUCUGACUUUGCAGCGGGAGAGUAUUUUUGUAAAGAAUGUUUCCAUAGUCUGACAUGACCCAGAAAGUCUGCUGCACAUUCCUAUAGCGUCUUCCAGUCAGUAGUCUAUGAAAUAAUAACACAGCUGAAUAAUCUGCAUUGUUUGCCAAUAUUUCUUUAAUUUUUCUGAACAAAAACAACCCAACAAACAAAUGCUGCUGCAGCCAUUGAAGUAAAUUGGGGCAGUGGCAUUAUUAAACAGUAUAUCCAGCCUUGAAAUGUAAUUUUGUGUAUGUGUGUGACUGUGUCUAUAAGAACUGUAUUAGUUUGAUGCAGAAGCCAUGUUGUCUACAACCAGAUGUUUGUCUGACAUAAUUGUUUGGCCAAAAGGAAACUUAUUGCUGGUGCUUAAUGUACAAUUACAUCAAAUGUGUUAGCAACGUGAGCAAGUUCACCACUGUUAUCAUUCAGUGUUUCUAAAUAUUUAUAAUGAACUCCUGAUGCUAAGAAUUUUAGACUGUCGCAAUACUGAGCAUGAGCUAAAAAGUACACCCUGAAACGCGCAUGAGCUCCAAGUGGUCCAGAACUUGGAUGUGUUGUCUGCAUUUUACUCGAGCAAUUGUCAUGCCUAAGCUUGGUCAUUGACUUGGACGUGUUCCAAGUGGCUCCCUUUAUAUUUGUUUUAGUUCAGAUUUUAGCUGUACGCCAACACGCCGCUCAUUUCUCUGCUGUUACUUUGCAGUUGCUUGUUUGGAGGGUCGAGCUUGGGCUCUGUGCUCAGCUCUUUCACAUAGAUAGCAGGUAGGAAAUGAAGAAAGACUCUAUUGCGCGUGACAAGUUUAUUGCUUUUCCUGGGAGGAAAAGCCAACAUGGCUCUCUCAGCCUGUGUUAUGGUUGUUUGACCAGCAGACAAGAAUAAAGUAACCUCCCAUUUUUAAAUUAGUACGUUAGGCUUAGUUUGCAGUGAUUGAAGGCUGUAGGGAUAUUUGUAGUGAAGUAUGGUAAUUAGCACUGCCCCAAGGAUGCCUUAGCCUCAAUGGUGCCCACCAUUUCCAGCAGCUGCUCUUCUAAUUUAGCAGGCUCAUCCUGCCUUGGCACUGGUUUCUCCAGCAGAAACAAAGGGAAAAGAGGAAGAAAGGGAUGCCCUGAAACAGAGGUACCCAAAUCCAAAGCAGUGGGGUUAAGAGCUGAUACAGGCCUUGAAGCUUUGCGUGAAGCAACUUGCAGCAACUCUUGCAGUAAGCAUAGCGACACGGCAGCGCAAGAGCUGCAAGAACGAAGCAAAAACUUGCCCAGCGAGCACAAGCCUGCUGGUAGCAGCCACAAAUGCCU